UGGACUUCCAGUAGAUACAUCAAGAUAGAUAAAAAAUGAGAUUAGUUAGUGGAUAUUUCAACCUACGGGACAGAUCAUGUAUCUUUUUUGCAAUUAUACUAUACUUAUUCAACUUGGCAUUAGGAUAUGAAGAAUGUUCUCACAAAAACCUUAAAGUAUUCGAAGAUGAAUUGGAAUUUCCAUGCAGGGAACGAGAGGAUUCAAAGGCUAAAUCAGUACUCGGGGAUGCUUUGAAUCAGUUGCAUAUAUUUAAUAGCUUCUUAAACAAUAGCGUAAUUAAACUGGAAGCGUUAAGUGAGCUCCCACCAGAAUAUAUAAAAGAUGGAAGAAGUUGCUCCAAAGUUGACACUAUGCUAAGGCGGCUUGAAAAUGAAAAGAAGGUGCGAGUUUUCUACAACAUGUUGAAAAGGAUCGGCAUUCAUGUUUACCAUGUUUUCACUAGAAUCCCCGAAGGACUAUUUUAUAAACAUAGAAAAAGCCUUUACGAAGAGUUGCUUUGCAACCUUAAACUAGUAACGUGUGAGUUUAAGGGUAUUCAGACCAGAGAUCAAAAAGAUAGGCAUUUACCUUCUCUUUCGCUGUGUAGUAAGAAAAUUGGAGAAUGGAUAUUUGACUAUCAAACUUUUACUAGCCUGCAACUAUUUUUUACAGACAGUUAUGAAAUCCUUCAUGACGUAUACAAGUAUGACAAUACCAUACUUUUAGAUUAAACCGACUGAUAAUAUUACGCUUAAUUGAAGACCUCAGAUGAAGAAUAGAAAUCAUAGAAAAAAAUGAUGAUAUUCUUCAUCCUUAAGUUAUACAAGGAGAAAUACUUUGCACCGCUAAUACAAACUUAUAUCAUAGUUUUAUGCAAGUAACACACCAAUGCAGUGACGAGUGAGCCAUUUGGACACAUUUUUUCAAAUAUUUUGAUAUUGUUUCUGGCACAAUAUAUAUAUAUAUAUCUGUGAUUUAUCUGUUUAAAUUAGUUUAUUUAAUUUAUUUAUC
Messenger RNA from Diabrotica virgifera virgifera (western corn rootworm), 990 nucleotides. RefSeq lists its product as uncharacterized. The coding region runs from base 36 to 710 and encodes 224 amino acids. Lineage: Eukaryota; Metazoa; Arthropoda; Insecta; Coleoptera; Chrysomelidae. The record is from RefSeq and is a predicted model, not a curated record. The transcript has 4 exons.